Rhinopithecus roxellana (golden snub-nosed monkey) is the source of this 4058-nucleotide messenger RNA. It is a transcript of the gene SGMS1, whose product is annotated as sphingomyelin synthase 1. The record is from RefSeq and is a predicted model, not a curated record. Gene Ontology annotation, cellular component: Golgi membrane; endoplasmic reticulum membrane. Gene Ontology annotation, molecular function: protein binding; sphingomyelin synthase activity; ceramide cholinephosphotransferase activity. Lineage: Eukaryota; Metazoa; Chordata; Mammalia; Primates; Cercopithecidae. The transcript has 13 exons. Gene Ontology annotation, biological process: ceramide biosynthetic process; sphingomyelin biosynthetic process. The coding region runs from base 1193 to 2509 and encodes 438 amino acids.
UCAUGAUAACAUUUUUUAUGAAGGUUGCUUUGAGGACAGUUUGAAUCUUGGCACCUCAGUCCCCACAUUAGAGGGAGGCUAAUAGGGGUUUUUGGGACAGAUCUUUUAAAACCUUCCUUCAUUCAUCAACCUGUAAUGACACUGGUGAAAUUACUCACCACUGGUAGGCCCAGGUUCCUCUUUCCUGUAACUGGGAUAAUAACAUCCCCCUUAUGGAGUCUGCUGAAGGGUUUAAAAGAUAAUGUAGGAGAUGCUUGGAGUACAGAUCCUGAAACAGAGUUGUUGCUUAGGUUAUGUUGGUGGAAUAUCUCCCCUAAUGCUGGUUUUAAAUAGUAUAAACUGGCUGGGUAUGGUAGUUCACACGUGUAGUCCCAACACUUUGGGAGGCCGAGGUGGGAGGAUCGCUUGAGCUCAGAAGUUUGAGGCCAGUCUGGGCAACACGGGUUGAUAAUAAAGAAGAGCCAGAAAAGCAAAGUAAAUUAGCCAGCCAGUGAAAGUGUAAUGCAUGAAGACAGCGUGUACGAUCCCUGAAUGGGCUUGUGGGCAUAUUUAGUCAUUCAUUUUUGAUCAGGAGAAAGAAGACAGCCAUCACUUGAAAGGUAAAGCUUCAGUGACUGAAGGAGUGUGGACUUUUUGAAUUUCAAGAACAAUAAAGUUGGAACACAGCAGAGGGUGUGUAAUAAAAGACAAUAUAGAUUGGAAGGAAGACUGAUGAAGAAAAAUAACAGCAUGAUUCAGGCACACCACUGAGUUCUUUGGGAUGCCCAAAAGUGUAUGGUUUGGAAACAUGAAAUAGAAGACAAGACCCUGACUCAGCAAGUAUACCUGAGAAUACUUUUAGAGGAACCUGUCGAUAAAUGCAAAACAGCAGCUGUUGGAGGUGAUGGAACUGUACUGGAACAAUGGGAGAAGCUGGUAGCUUAUAGGAAGCCAAGAUGACAAGAAUGUUUUUAAAUAAUCCAAGGAAGAAUCCUGCUCAGAAAUGAGGUGAAUUAAUGCUUGGGCACUCAAGAACCCUGGACGGCUACAUGAGGUGUUUAAAAACUGCCCUGACCAUCUUGCCAAACAAGUCUCUGCUCAUGAGGCCCCACAGGAUGAACGAGCCAAGGCAGGACAGUGUCCUGCCCUGUCGGAACAGUGACUGCUGACCUGCCAAGAGUGAGCUGGGGACUGCCUGCUGUCUGCCAGUACAAUGAAGGAAGUGGUUUAUUGGUCACCCAAGAAGGUGGCAGACUGGCUGCUGGAGAAUGCUAUGCCAGAAUACUGUGAGCCUCUGGAGCAUUUCACAGGCCAGGACUUGAUCAACCUAACCCAAGAGGAUUUCAAAAAACCCCCCUUGUGCCGAGUCUCCUCUGACAACGGGCAGCGGCUCCUGGACAUGAUAGAAACCCUGAAAAUGGAGCACCAUUUAGAAGCACACAAGAACGGUCAUGCCAACGGGCACCUCAACAUUGGCAUAGACAUCCCCACCCCCGAUGGCAGCUUCAGCAUCAAGAUUAAACCCAACGGGAUGCCAAAUGGGUAUAGGAAAGAGAUGAUAAAGAUCCCCAUGCCAGAACUGGAGCGCUCUCAGUACCCCAUGGAGUGGGGCAAGACUUUUCUGGCCUUUCUUUACGCACUUUCCUGUUUUGUUCUCACCACAGUGAUGAUCUCGGUCGUCCAUGAACGAGUACCUCCUAAGGAGGUGCAGCCUCCACUACCGGACACAUUUUUUGACCAUUUUAACCGGGUGCAGUGGGCCUUUUCUAUUUGUGAAAUUAAUGGCAUGAUCCUUGUAGGACUCUGGUUAAUUCAGUGGCUGCUCUUAAAAUACAAGUCUAUUAUUAGCAGAAGAUUUUUCUGCAUAGUUGGCACGCUGUACCUGUAUCGGUGUAUUACAAUGUAUGUAACUACACUCCCAGUACCUGGUAUGCAUUUCAACUGUUCUCCGAAGCAGAGCCAGGAAGAGAAAGUAUUCCUAUCUCCUUGCAGUCCUCAACCAAGCCAAAUAAGAUCACUUUUCUCUGGGCUUUUUGGAGACUGGGAAGCCCAACUGCGGAGAAUAAUGAAGCUCAUUGCUGGAGGUGGCUUGUCUAUCACUGGCUCUCACAACAUGUGUGGGGACUAUCUGUACAGUGGCCACACGGUCAUGCUAACACUCACCUACUUAUUUAUCAAAGAGUAUUCCCCUCGACGACUCUGGUGGUAUCACUGGAUUUGCUGGCUUCUCAGCGUAGUUGGAAUCUUCUGUAUUCUCUUAGCGCAUGACCACUACACUGUGGACGUGGUGGUGGCAUAUUACAUCACCACGAGACUCUUCUGGUGGUAUCACACUAUGGCCAAUCAGCAAGUGCUAAAGGAAGCUUCCCAGAUGAACCUCCUGGCCAGGGUGUGGUGGUACAGGCCAUUUCAGUACUUUGAAAAGAAUGUCCAAGGAAUUGUACCUCGAUCUUACCAUUGGCCUUUCCCCUGGCCAGUAGUCCACCUCAGUAGGCAAGUUAAAUACAGCCGGCUGGUGAAUGACACAUAACAGCUGUACAAAGUUGGGAAAAGACAAAUUGUCCGAAGUGCUAAGAACUCCAUGAGAGAAGAUGCCAUAAAAUAAACACCUCCCUAUUCCUAUUAUCCUUCAAUGGUUACCUUGACUUAACCUAUUGAGUUACCUGGUCAGCACUGUGAUCUUUUUUUCUCUCCAAAGGACCUGCGUUGGACAACAAUAAAGAAAAAUUUAACCUAUCAUGCACUGUACACAUUUCCUGUUCAUAAGUUUGGGAUUUACAUAACCCGCAACCACCAUGUUCCUUUGUAUAUGAUGCAACAGCAUAAAUGUAAGCUUUUAUAUCAUAAGUUCUGGUCUUUCCAGUCACAUCUGGAAAUAAAGCGUAUUAUUUUCUUGGGAAAACAUACUUUUCAUAUCUCUUGCCCCAAAGAUUGGGCUGUAAGCCAUUUUCUAGCAUAUGUCUCUAUGAAGGUUUCUAAGUACCUGAAUGGGGUUUGAUUCUGAAAUCUUUCUACCUGUUGCACCGAUAUUCAAAUAAAAAUGAUAGACACAGAAAGGUUUGGUAACUUUGGGUUUUGUAAAAUCAGCAAAGACAGUGUUUCAAAAAGUGCAAAAAAAAAAAAAAAAAAAAGAUUCUGUUAUAAAGUGAUUUUCUAAGUAUUUCCUAACUUUAUUUUUCAAAAUGAUGUUAUGAAAACCAAAUUUAAAGAUUUUUAACAUGUCAGAGAGAAGAGAGUUAAAAUUUAAAAAUGCAACUUGGGAGAGAAAUUUGUCUAUGUUUCUAGUGCCUUUCUUGUCUUGAUUGUAUGGUCAGUAGGCAAUCUUAAAUGUUUUUAUUUAAAAUAAAGUAUUCCAUGAAAAUAUAAAUAUAUGUAUACACUACUAAAUUUUGCAUUUAUAGCUAAAUUGAAUCAGAAGACUGCUUAUGGUUUUAAAAUUGCAAUGACUUAAAUAAUGAGGUUGUUAAUUAGAGUCAGAGCCUGUUCACAUAUUGUGAUCAGGUAGCAAUGACAUGUACCACUUAAAUUAUUUUAUCGUCUAUUUGGUAGUUCGAUUUUAACUACUCAAUGAAAACAGCCAUGAAUAUCUUUUCUUAAAGAGAGUUUUGAAAAUGAUCACUUACCUAAAACUUGAAAGCUAUGAAAUAGUUAUCCAUACUCUCAUGACAAUUUUGUUGGUGAACAACAAAAAAGAGAUCUAUUUCUUUAAAAGAUAUUUGUGCAGAAACUGCAUGUAACUCUUAAGUUUUACUCCUAACAUACGUAUGUUUGGGGAAGUAUUCUAUUCUAUACUUGCCAAUGUGGAGAACAAAAUAGUUUUUUAAGAAUGAAGAAGUAUAUAUAUCCAUUCUGUAUUUUACGUGCAGCAGAAUUAUCUUCCGUAGGAUUUUUUUGUGUAUUCACAAGGUGAUAUUUGUAUUGUAAAACAAUAAUGGUGAAGGAAAUAAAAAGGCUUUUAAAAUUUUGUUUGUUUUAAAUCUUUGUAAAGUUAUUAUUCCAGAGAGUAUACUGGUAUCUUACAGCUUACCUAGAUCAUAAAUUAAUCAAAAUGCACUUUUUAAUAAAAACUGAUACUUAAA